GAUCAGUGCGGUUCGUCAUAGCUUGUGGUAGUGGAGUGUGUGCCAGAAACGCUACGAUUGUAAAUACACACGCGUCGUUUCGGGUGAAAAACUGGUGAAGAAAAACCGACCAGGCUUAAAAGAUAUGCGUUUAACUAAAGGCUAGUUUCCCGUGACGCAACUGCUGAUGGUAUCGUGAUGAAUGGCAAUAUAAUUUAUGUAUUUGAAACAAUUGGGUGGGCUGGAAUUGUGGCGUAAGCUAGGACAUUGCUACUGCAUAACGCAGUGCAAAGAAAAACAUAUAGUAAUAGCACGGGUGCUAUUGAUAAAGUUGACGGCUACGGGUUCGGUUGUUGCAUUCAGAUUACCGCGUGCAUCGCAAAUAGAGUCGUACAAUAAGCUUUGAGGGCAGUUUUCGCUUGGUGCCAGUACAUUUUGAUACAAUGGAGGAAUUGAGAGACAUCGAAGAUGAGGCGUACAACGAUCAGCAGGAUUUAGUAGAAUAUACAACAGAAGACGAACCAGAUGAACUGGACCAUGGCACUAUGAGUAUCAAUUUAGAAGAUUUAGUGGAAGAAUCUAACCGACCCGAGUUGUCUACUGACGAGGAGUACGAGAAUUAUGAAGACGAUGAAAAAUCGAGUAGCAUUCAACUGGCCGACAGUAGCAAAACAAUGCCGGCAUUAAGAAAUACAGUGUCUAUUUCGGGAUUACAAAAGGUUGGCAAUAAUGCCUCGACAGAACGCGUACCUCCGAAAGUGGUGAUGGUACCACAAAGUACCGCUGCACCAACUACGACGACACCGAUGAAAUUAUUGAACACUUCACGAACCUCCUUGCCGUCCACGAUGGCAACAACAUCCUACCGAUUGUUGAACUCGGAAGGCACGAUGAUAGUGAACGUGUCCAACAAACCUGCUGCAGUGAAGAAAAUAAUUUCCGUUUCUAACCCUGCUGCGACGCAACAAAAUUUAGCCAACAGAGUAGUGCUUAAUACAAAAUCACAAGUGAUGCAUAUUCAGCCACAAAACCUACCCGUGUCUUCAGGGACUGGGUUGAAAACGAUGAAAACUAUCACAAUGAAAACGAUUCCAGGAGGUACCAUCAAAAUGGUUCCCCAAACAACAACCCUACCAUCGGGUUUGCAAGGAACGAUGUUACGUAUGACGAAACCAACUAUUGCACAAGCAGUUCCUUUGGCAGGCACAAGUAAAAUAACGAAAACUAUUGCAAACAACGGAGGAAACGAAAUGUCAAAGGUCGUUUUAAAGCCAGCGACCUCGAACACGGGAGCAAGAAAAAUUAUCGCACCUUCUAAUGCCCCAUUGCAUGCGGUCACAUUGCCUGGUGGGAAAGGAGUACAAUAUGUGCGGUUAUUAAAUCAGCUACCAGGCACUACCACUGGACAGAAGAUAGUAAUGCAAUCACCAGGUAAGACAACAGGCAUUAUUACGAGUUCCGCUGGAAUGAACGUGGUCAAUGCUGGUACUGCAACCAGUACCGCUGGCACCAUCCAACCUGGACCUUCGAAAAUCGUAGUGCAAAACAAUAAAACUUUCGUCAUACGCAACGGUACUGCAAACCUAGCAGCGAUACCAACGAACACCACAGCUAUCGGCAAACCAUCCGUACUAUCCACUGGCAAAAAGAUCAUUUUGAACUCUAGCGUAAAUGCUGGUACUACCCGUAUUCUCCUAGCGAAGGAAGCUAGCAAAAAGAUAAAUAACAGUCAAACAGUCGUUCAAAAGUCACAGCUCCCAUCGAAUGGUGCAUCCUCUUCCGAAGACGGCGGCACACACGUUUUGGCGCCCAAGCAGCAACAACCAGCUGUAGAGCUGUCGACAGAUAAUUUGAAUCAUUCGACACAAUCGAGUGGCAGCACAGGCAGCAAAGGAGCGAUAGAUACUUCCAAAGAUGUUUCGCGAGUGCUGUCAACUUCUAGCUACGGAUUUCCGGAAGAGGCAUACAAAAAGCGACCGUGCAAUUGCACAAAGUCCCAGUGCUUGAAGCUGUACUGCGAUUGUUUCGCUAAUGGGGAGUACUGUUACAACUGUAACUGUAAAGAUUGCUUCAACACAUUCGAUCAUGACCAUGAACGCCAAAAAGCUAUUCGUUCAACGUUGGAACGCAAUCCGAAUGCAUUUAAGCCGAAAAUUGGAUCAAUCGGAUCGACCGAUGACGGGACGCGCUUGCAUACUAAAGGGUGUAAUUGCAAACGGUCUGGAUGUUUGAAAAAUUACUGCGAAUGUUACGAAGGCAAAAUACCGUGUUCCAGCAAUUGUAAAUGCGUAGGGUGCCGCAAUACUGAAAAUUUCGAUAUGGUUUAUGAGUAUUAUUCUUCUAACGAUGCAUCAACAAAGUCGGUCGAGGAAGGUUCCCAAAGCAACAUUCUUAUCAUACCUGACAAAAUAGAAUCUGUCGAAGGAACUACUAGACGUUCCAGCGCGGAUAUGGCUGGAGUAAAACGUUCUGCUUCAUUUCUGGAGACGGAUUUGUCACAAUUACCACCGACCAAGCAGCCGCACAACUUUAUGACGAUGGAUGUGAUAGAAGCAACCGUUCAAUGCAUGGUGGCACAGGCAGAUGAAUGCAUGAAGCGAGGCUGCAGCAUGCGUACGUCCGAACUAAUGAUUUUAGAAGAAUACGGCCGUUGCUUAUUGGAAAUUAAGGAAUUUGCGUUCAACACGGAAAAUUAACCUUACUCUAUUGAAGUUAAUACCCCGUUAUGCGCUCUUAAAUAGAUCGUUCGUGUAUUAUUUUCUUUUCUUUUUACUAAACAAAAAAAAAUACAUUUAACAUUGGCCACGUACGGCAGAUUCAAAACAUCGCGUUUGAAACGGGUCCCACCAUACGCGGGACUGGCCUUUUGAGUUUGGAUAAAAACAUCAUAGAUAGUCGGUCACUAGGAUAGGGCAAAUGUGAGCCGAUGCCACAACGAGGGUAGAACCGAUUAAAGGAAAAUGUGCUAUAUUUGUACACUUUAUGCAAUUUAAUUAUAACUGUUAUCAAAGUGUGUUAGAUGGAUUCAAACGGAACGGAUGUACGGACUAGCAACAUAAGUGAGUCUUGGAAAAGCUCUUAUCGAUUGAUGAGUUUGAAAGCUUCGUCGCUGUUUCCGACGAUAGUUAUAGUUGUAUUGUGGGUUAGUAUUUAGAAUGCGAACGAUAAAGAUUGAAGCCGAAUAAUAUUGCACUCCUAGAUGUUCUAUCGCAUACAUGAAUGUUGUGAAGUAACAAUGAGAUAUUUCGAAAAUACACAUUGCGCCAAUAUGUAAGUACAAUUAAAAACAAAAUAAUUUCAAUAAAAACUAAUGUAUAUAAAGUGUG
Molecule: messenger RNA, 3305 nt
Organism: Anopheles funestus (African malaria mosquito)
Lineage: Eukaryota; Metazoa; Arthropoda; Insecta; Diptera; Culicidae
Product: protein lin-54 homolog
Exons: 5
Coding region: 423-2675 (750 amino acids)
Biological process (GO): regulation of DNA-templated transcription
Cellular component (GO): nucleus
Source: RefSeq, a predicted model, not a curated record